This is a messenger RNA of Phycodurus eques (leafy seadragon), 1521 nucleotides long. Its product is annotated as protein FAM107B-like. Gene Ontology annotation, cellular component: neuron projection; stress fiber; synapse. The transcript is spliced from 5 exons. Gene Ontology annotation, biological process: regulation of actin cytoskeleton organization; actin filament bundle assembly; actin filament polymerization. The record is from RefSeq and is a predicted model, not a curated record. The coding region runs from base 494 to 1003 and encodes 169 amino acids. Lineage: Eukaryota; Metazoa; Chordata; Actinopteri; Syngnathiformes; Syngnathidae.
CCACGCACGUACGCGAAUGUAUGUCGGCGUGCACGUGUGUGUGUCUGCGUGUGUAUGAGUGUUUGUGCGUGCAUGCGCUUGUGUGUGCAUGCAUGCAAACGCGUGUGCGUGUGUGUGCAUGACUGAGUGUCAGUGAGUUAGCAUGCUAGCAUUAGCCUUGAAGACACGUUUGCUAUGAUGCAAACUUUUAUUUUGACGCUCUCGCUAGACAGGAAGUAGACGGCGGCUCGGUCACUUUUGACCAUCUAGCGUAGCGUUAGCCUCCCGCGGCGGGCGUGACGCUCACCUGACUCGGGGAGGCGGCCACGCCCACUUUACAGACAUUACAACGGACGCGCCUGAAGGCGGCGUGGGAAAGCCGAGAGAGAGAGAGAAAAAAAGGGAGGAGGAAGUUGACCGGGAUCAUGUGAGCGCCACUUCGCACUGGCUCGCUGCCUCAGUGGGGAGGAAAACCGAUGAUCGGGAGCCCAACUCGCGAGGGCGACGCAAAGACAUGGACGGAGGGACGGACGAGAGAAAAUCGCAUUCUGCUUCAUCUUCGGCGCACGCUUGCGACCCGGCGCCACCUUCGCCCGACUACCUGACGGACCGCCGUGACCGCCGUCACGACCGACGUCAUCGCGACCGCGAUGACCUCAUCGAACCCAGAAAGUUGCUCAAUCCCGUCAAAGGUUCCAGAAGUCACCAGGAGCUCCACAGAGAACUUAUGACCAGCUGUAAACGAAGCGGCAUGCGCAUGGAGAGCAGCAAGCCGGAACUCGAGCGCGUUCUGGAGUGUCGGCGGCGAGAUCAGCUGAUAAAGGAAAGAAAACAGGAAGCGGACGCACGCAGGAAGAUUUCGCCUCUGGAAGCGGAACUCAGGAAGAGACUUCAAGCGCUGGAAGAGAUGGAAGCGGAGCAGCGGAAGGACGAGCGCGACAACCCGACGGCUCCCGAAUUCGUCAAAGUCAAAGAGAACCUCAGGAGGACGUCGCGCGCCGGCAAAGGCGAGAAGCAAGUCUGACGUAGACGACAGAGAAGACGAAGCGUGGAAAGGACGCGGAAGCGGGCGGGGGGCGCCGCCUGCCGGAGGACUCGCGGAAGGACAGCGCGACGUUCACGCUUCGCCGUCGUGACGACCGGCGGACUGAGCGGUCGCCAGGGAAGACCGCAUCGACGCGAACGAGCUUUCGAGGUCGCCUUCACAACUGCGGGCAAUUUCGAGUCGACGAGACCAACUUUCAUGUUCAAAUGGGAAUCGUUCCAUUUCGAAAAACUGCAAUGACGGACUAGGAGAUACGGAUCACUGAAUUCUGAAUCCGUGAAAAAGUUGAGAUAGCGACAGGCGUCGUCGAUCGUGGAGAAAUAGAAACCAACAAUUCUAAUAUUGAGGACGCAACCGCCAGGAAGAACGAGUCAUCGUGAUGUCAUCACGCCUGCUUCGUUAGCAUCUUAAUCCGAAAAACCUCAUUUUAUCUCCAUUAAGUAAAAGUAAAUGUCAACAGAUCACAAUCAUGUCUGAUGAUUAAAAGGCUAAUCACA